AUGACUCUUAGGAAUCCACCAAAGAACUUUUGGAGAGUCAUAGCUAUAAGUAUAUGGAUUCUUGUCUUGGGGGCAGCGGAUGCUACUCCUGGGGCUUUGUUACCACAAAUUGAAGCUUAUUACAGCUUAUCUUACAGUUUGACAUCUUUGAUCUGGAUGGGCAAUGCAGUUGGCUAUGUUUUCGUUGCCUGUAUUGCCUCAAAGCUUGAUACAGUGCUUACACUUCGAAAUUUGUUGACAUUGGGAACUGUUUGUGCAAUGAUGAUGUACUCGCUUGUUCUGAGUGGUACAAAAUUUCCGGUUAUCGUCCUAGGAUUUGUAUGUGGAGGAAUUGGACUGGGAGUUGGAAUCUCUAGGGCUAAUGUGUUUUUAUCAAGUUUUGGAGAAAGACUGUCAAUGUACUUAUCUAUUGGUCAAUCGGCUUACGGAGUGGGUGCAACCAUUUCUCCUCUUAUUGCUACCGGUUUUGUGGGAGCAGAUAUUUCAUGGCAUUUCUUUUAUUUGGUGUUAUUGGGGUGUAUGAUGGUUUCUUCAAUCAUGAUUUUCAUCUCUUUUUCAGGUUCCGAAAUAGAUAUGGCUCCCUGGGAGAAUGAUGGAAGUGAAGAUAUACCCAAUGAUCAUAAAGUGAAGCUUAAAGCUGCCUUGCAAACUAAAGCUACUUGGUUGUUUGCAGUCUUUGUGUUUGUGUAUCAGGGAGCUGAAGUUUCAAUGGGUGGCUGGAUUGUUACAUACUUAUUAGAUUAUAGAAAUGGUGGACAUGUGGUCGGGUACGUUGCAUCAGGUUUCUGGGGUGGAGUUGCCUUGGGAAGGUUUAUUCUUGUUAGACCACUUCAUAAGCAUCUUGGGUCGAGAAGAAGCGUGAUAGUUUGUUCGCUUAUGUCUCUUCUUUUUGUCACUUUAACUUGGGUUAUAUCUAAUGUGGUAGCCGCUGGGGUAUUCGUGUCUCUUGCAGGGUUUUUUGUUGGUCCAAAUUAUCCAAUUAUGGUCACAUUGGCUUCCGAGAUGUUGCCUCGAAAGAUUCAAGUGAUAUCUUUGACAAUAGCUUCUGCCUUUGGCUCUGCUGGGGGUGCUUUUUUCCCAUUUUUAGUAGGGUUACUUUCUCAACAGGUAGGUGCCUUUGUGAUUAUGCCCAUGUUUAUUGUCUUGUAUUGUGUCAUGUUGUUGCUCUGGAUAUGCUUACCUAACAGAGAGAGAAGAUUGAGAACCACUGGUGAGUUGAGUCUUUGGCAAAAGCUUUGGUGA
This is a messenger RNA of Yamadazyma tenuis ATCC 10573, 1242 nucleotides long. RefSeq names its product MFS transporter. NCBI's taxonomy places the organism in Eukaryota, Fungi, Ascomycota, Pichiomycetes, Serinales, Debaryomycetaceae. The record is from RefSeq and is a predicted model, not a curated record. Gene Ontology annotation, biological process: transmembrane transport. Gene Ontology annotation, cellular component: membrane. Gene Ontology annotation, molecular function: transmembrane transporter activity.